Messenger RNA from Lottia gigantea (owl limpet), 831 nucleotides. RefSeq lists its product as hypothetical. Gene Ontology annotation, cellular component: endoplasmic reticulum. Gene Ontology annotation, molecular function: procollagen-proline 4-dioxygenase activity; L-ascorbic acid binding; iron ion binding. The record is from RefSeq and is a predicted model, not a curated record. Lineage: Eukaryota; Metazoa; Mollusca; Gastropoda; Lottiidae. The transcript is spliced from 7 exons. Gene Ontology annotation, biological process: peptidyl-proline hydroxylation to 4-hydroxy-L-proline. The coding region runs from base 152 to 829 and encodes 225 amino acids.
CUAUGAAUAACAGGACAAGGAAUAAAUGAACACACGUAUAAAAUCAUGCCAAGUAUAUAUAUAUCGUACAAAUAAUUAUCUUAGGAACACUACAACACCAAGGAUCUAAAUCAAAUAUCUGGUUUAAGAGGAAGACGAAUUUAUUUAUAAGAUGGACAAAUCAAGAAUAAUUAAACGCGAUGUAGAAUUACCAACAGAUGCCAGAGGCAAAUUGGCUUUUGGUCUGUACAAUGUUUUUACACCUAAAGAAUGCAAGGAUUUCAUCAAGAUAACAGAGAAACGUGGUUACGAAGAAGCUUUGGUCAAUAUUGGUGCAGGAAGACAAUUAUUAAUGACGAACGUCAGGAAUAGCGACCGAUGUAUCGUGGAUUCACACGAGGAUGCAGAAAAAAUAUGGCAGAGAAUUAGAGAUUUUAUUCCUUCACAAUGGAAUGAACGACCUGUUUUAGGACUCAAUGAAAGAUUAAGAUUUUUAAGAUAUGACGGUGGGGGAUAUUUUAAGCCACAUUAUGACGGAUCCUAUAUUAGAGAAAACGGAGAGAAAAGUUAUAUUACUAUACAACUUUAUUUAAACGAGGCAACCACUUGUUGGAUUAUAAAGGUUGUAUUGUUAUGGCACCAGGGAUUUGACGGAGGAUCAACAACGUUUAUAUCGGCCAUGAAUGAAAAAGAAAGAGUCGAAUUUGUUCCCCAGACAGGAUCUAUAUUAGUUUUUCAACAUGAUAUUCUACAUGAAGGCUCAGAAUUAAUAAAAGGUAGAAAAUAUACCAUGCGAACAGAUGUGAUGUUUGACAACAAGAAAGUUGGACAACCUUUAACGUCAGCUUAGAC